Perognathus longimembris pacificus (Pacific pocket mouse) is the source of this 1856-nucleotide messenger RNA. It is a transcript of the gene Cbx2, whose product is annotated as chromobox 2. The coding region runs from base 27 to 1628 and encodes 533 amino acids. Gene Ontology annotation, cellular component: PRC1 complex; heterochromatin. NCBI's taxonomy places the organism in Eukaryota, Metazoa, Chordata, Mammalia, Rodentia, Heteromyidae. The transcript has 5 exons. Gene Ontology annotation, biological process: negative regulation of transcription by RNA polymerase II. The record is from RefSeq and is a predicted model, not a curated record.
GGGGCGCGGGCCUCGGGGCGGGCGGCAUGGAGGAGCUGAGCAGCGUCGGCGAGCAGGUCUUCGCCGCCGAGUGCAUCCUGAGCAAGCGGCUCCGCAAGGGCAAGCUGGAGUACCUGGUCAAGUGGCGCGGCUGGUCCUCCAAACACAACAGCUGGGAGCCAGAGGAGAACAUCUUGGACCCGAGGCUGCUCCUGGCCUUCCAGAAGAAGGAGCACGAGAAGGAGGUGCAGAACCGGAAGAGAGGCAAGAGGCCCCGCGGCCGGCCCAGGAAGCACACGGCCAUGUCCUGCAGCCGCCGCUCCAAGCUCAAGGAACCCGAUGCUCCCUCGAAGUCCAAAUCCAGCAGCUCCUCCUCUUCCUCCACGUCCUCCUCCUCUUCCUCCGACGAAGAUGACGACAGCGACCUAGACGCCAAGCGGGGCCCCCGCGGCCGGGAGACGCACCCGGUGCCUCAGAAGAAGGCCCAGAUCCUGGUGGCCAAGCCCGAGCUGAAGGACCCGGUCCGGAAGAAGCGGGGACGGAAGCCGCUGCCCCCGGAGCAGAAGGCGGCGCGGAGGCCCGUGAGCCUGGCCAAGGUGCUGAAGACCGCGCGCAAGGACCUGGGGGGCCCUGCCGGCAAGCUCCCCCCUCCUCUCAGCGCCCCCGUGGCGGGCCUGGCGGCCCUGAAGGCCCACGCCAAAGAGGCCUGCGGCGGUCCCGGCGCCGUGGCCACCCCGGAGAACCUGGCCAGCCUGAUGAAGGGCAUGGCGGGCGGCCCCAGCCGCGGCAGCCUCAGCUGGCAGAGCUCCAUCGUGCACUACAUGAACCGCAUGAGCCAGAGCCAGGCGCAGGCCGCCAGCCGGCUGGCCCUCAAAGCCCAGGCCGCCGUCAAGUGCGGCCUGGGCCUGGACCUGAAGGUGAGGACGCAGAAAGGGGACCUGGGCCCGAGCCCCCCCGCCAACAAAGGCCCAAAGACCCCCGGGAGCGGGGCUGCCGAGCAGAAGGGCGGCGGGGCCGGGGGCGCCCCCUACACCCACGGCGGCGGCAAGGCCCCCGCGGGAGGCCCGGGCCCCCCGCCCGCACCCACCCAGGAGCUGAGCCUGCAGGUCUUAGACUUACAGAGCGUCAAGAACGGGGGCCCCGGGGUGGGCCUGCUGGCCCGCCACGCGCCCGCCGCCAAGCCGGGCUCGGCCCCCGUGGGCAAGGGCGCCGGAGGGGGCCCCGCGGGGCCGAGCGGCCCGGGCACGCCCGCAGACCUGGGCAAGGGCGAGAAGCCGGCCCCCCGGGCGGCCGCCCUGCCCGCGCCUUCUUCCGGCAAGAGGGACGGCGGGAAGGGCGGGGCCGCCCCCGGCUCCGGGCAGGAGGGCGGGGCCGCCCCGGGCGAGGCCCGCAAGGCCUCCUCCGCAGCCGCCGCCUUCGAGGUGAGCACGGGCGAGGAGAACAGCAGCUCCGACUCGGAGCAGGACUCGUCCUCUCUGCCCGGGACGGGGCAGAGCCUGUCCGUGUCCGUGCAGACCAGCCAGGACUGGAAACCCACCCGCAACCUCAUCGAGCACGUCUUCGUCACCGACGUCACCGCCAACCUCAUCACCGUCACCGUGAAGGAGUCCCCCACCAGCGUGGGCUUCUUCAACCUGAGGCAUUACUGAGCGCCCGCCCGCCCGCCCUCUCCCGGGCCGCGGAGCUGCCUCCUCACCAUGCUGGGCCCGAGGCCUCCCUGCUGAUUCUACCUCUUGGGGCCCCCACGUCCCCCCACCCCGCCUCUGGCAGGCAGUCGCCCCGCUGGCCCACGGGGCCCUUCCCUGCUCUGGUGUGGCCCGUCUCGCCCCACUGUCCCAGAGGAGGGUCAGUAGACUGGCUUCUAGUCCAGCCGGCGU